AUGACUAUUCAAGAAACCGAAUCCCAAAUUGUUUUAACUCAUCCAGACAAUAAGAAUACUACAGUCACUAUUUUGAAAUAUGGUGCUACCGUUAUUUCUUGGAAAUUAAACGGUAUAGAACAACUAUGGUUGUCUGAUGCAGCAAAACUAGACGGCUCAAGACCAGUCAGGGGUGGUAUCCCAUUGGUGUUUCCUGUCUUUGGUAAGAAUCAAAAUGAUGAAUUGGUCAAAGAUCUACCACAACAUGGUUUGGCUAGAAACUCUACUUGGGAAUUUUUAGGUCAGGUUAAAUCUAAUCCAUUAACUGUUCAGUUCGGCCUUAAUGAAACAAUUGCUAAUCCAGAGAUGACUGCUUUAUGGAAGGAAAAAUUCAACUUAAUUCUUACUGUGGAAUUGGGAUCUGAUUACUUGAAAACUGCCAUUGAGGUAGAAAAUUCUUCCAACGAAAGAGAUUUGAAAUUUAAUUGGUUAUUCCAUACCUAUUUGAAAGUUCCAGAUAUCGAAGAUACCAUGGUGUCUAAUUUAACUGGCAUGAAAUGCUUCGAUUCAUUGAUCAAGGAAUCCUUCGUUGAUAAACAUCCAGUUGUUAACUUCACUAAAGAAACUGAUGUAAUCUAUCAAAAUAUAGAUCCAGAACGUGUUAUCCAGGUCGUUAACCAAGGUAAACCAAUUCACACUGUCAAGAGAAUCAAUUUACCAGAUACUGUCGUUUGGAAUCCAUGGAUUGAAAAAUCCGCUGGUAUGGCAGAUUUUGAACCAAAGAAUGGUUAUUUAGACAUGCUUUGUGUUGAACCUGGUCACGUUCAUGAGUUCGUCAAAUUGGCUCCAGGUGAAAAGUGGCAGGCUACACAAAUUCUUUCGAAAGAUGCUUUAAAUUAUCAAGCUAUCUAA
Molecule: messenger RNA, 891 nt
Organism: Arxiozyma heterogenica
Lineage: Eukaryota; Fungi; Ascomycota; Saccharomycetes; Saccharomycetales; Saccharomycetaceae
Product: glucose-6-phosphate 1-epimerase
Exons: 1
Coding region: 1-891 (296 amino acids)
Biological process (GO): carbohydrate metabolic process
Cellular component (GO): cytoplasm
Molecular function (GO): carbohydrate binding; glucose-6-phosphate 1-epimerase activity
Source: RefSeq, a predicted model, not a curated record